This is a messenger RNA of Lathyrus sativus (Indian pea), 987 nucleotides long. The record is from the annotation of a GenBank genome assembly. NCBI's taxonomy places the organism in Eukaryota, Viridiplantae, Streptophyta, Magnoliopsida, Fabales, Fabaceae.
AUGGCAGAAGGAAAAGGAAGAGUUUGUGUAACAGGAGGUACUGGUUUUAUUGGUUCAUGGAUCAUCAAGACUCUCCUUCAAAAUGGUUACACCGUUAAUACCACUGUUAGACCUGAUCCAGGGCAAAAGAAAGAUGUUAGCUUCCUCACAAACCUUCCAGGUGCAUCUCAAAAGCUAAAAAUUUUCAGUGCUGAUCUUAGCAUUCCAGAAAGUUUUACUGCAGCAAUUGAAGGGUGUGAUGGAAUAUUUCACACUGCCACUCCGGUUGAUUUUGAGGUGAACGAACCGGAAGAAAUAGUGACAAAAAGAACCAUUGAUGGAGCUUUAGGAAUUCUAAGAGCUUGCAAAAAUUCGAAGACAGUGAAGAGAGUUGUUUAUACUUCAAGUGCUUCAGCUGUUUCUUUUCAUGAGAGAGAAGAAGAUGUAUUGGAUGAAAGUUAUUGGAGUGAUGUGAAUAUUCUAAGAAAUUUGAAGCCAUUUGGUUGGUCAUAUGCAGUUUCUAAGACACUAACUGAGAAAGCUGUUCUUGAAUUUGGAAAAGAACAUGGAUUGGAUAUUGUCACUCUCUUGCCAACUUUUGUUAUUGGACCUUUCAUUUGCUCUAAGCUUCCAAGCUCAAUUCAUGGUUCAAUGCCUUUCUUAUUUGGUGAUGUUGACAAGAAUUCAUUUAACAUCUCUCGUCUUCAAAUGGUGCAUGUUGAUGAUGUGGCACAAGCACAUAUAUUCCUACUUGAACAUUCUAAUCCAAAAGGGAGAUAUAAUUGCUCAGCAUUCACUGCAACUAUUGAUGAAUUAAUUAACAUUAUUUCUUCAAAGUAUCCUGAAGUUCAAAUUCCAAAAUCCAAAGUUCUUAUGGGAGCUAAAGGUCCUAAGAUUCCACAUUUAACAUCAAAGAAACUCAUGGAUGCUGGAUUUAAGUUCAAGUAUAGUGUUGAAAAAAUGAUUGAGGAUACAAUCGAAUGUUGCAAGGAAAAUGGUUAUCUUUGA